Molecule: messenger RNA, 681 nt
Organism: Striga hermonthica
Lineage: Eukaryota; Viridiplantae; Streptophyta; Magnoliopsida; Lamiales; Orobanchaceae
Source: the annotation of a GenBank genome assembly
AUGGUUUUCUGGGUUUUUGGCUAUGGUUCAUUGGUGUGGAACCCCGGUUUUGAGGUCGACGAGAAAGUGAUAGGGUUUAUUAAGGGCUACAGGCGUGUCUUUGAUUUGGCGUGCAUCGACCACAGAGGCACGCCUGAGCUCCCGGCUAGGACCUGCACCUUGGAAGAAUAUGAAGGAUCUGUCUGCUGGGGCGCUGCUUAUUGCGUACGUGGAGGGCCGGAGAAAGAGAAGGCGGCAAUGGCGUAUCUCGAGAGACGAGAGUGUGAAUAUGACCAUAAAACUCUGGUAGACUUUUACAAAGAGGGCAAUUCCGAACAUCCCUUCGUAACUGGCGUGAUUGUAUUCACGUCAACUCCCGACAAGAUUUCGAAUAAGUAUUAUUUGGGGCCGGCUCCUUUGGAGGAGAUGGCCACGCAAAUUGCAACGGCUUUUGGUCCUUGUGGCAAUAACAGGGACUACCUGUUUUUGCUGGAGAAGGCCCUGUUUGAUAUCGGUCACGAAGAUGACUAUGUUAUCGAGCUUGCGAAUGAGGUGAGGAAGGUGCUGGGAAUAGGUAAAAGCCGUGUGGCCAUUGGGAAAAAGCUGCUGUGGUCUUCCUCAUGUGAUGUGCGGGUUAAGUCGAGCUUGUCUCCUCUCAAGUUGAGGCCUCUGCAGGAAGCAAUUGCCAUGGAUUCUUCUUAG